This is a messenger RNA of Labrus bergylta (ballan wrasse), 1919 nucleotides long. RefSeq names its product SIN3-HDAC complex-associated factor. Gene Ontology annotation, cellular component: Sin3-type complex. NCBI's taxonomy places the organism in Eukaryota, Metazoa, Chordata, Actinopteri, Labriformes, Labridae. Gene Ontology annotation, biological process: negative regulation of cell migration. The record is from RefSeq and is a predicted model, not a curated record.
GUUUUAACUCGAGUCUGCGUCGGCAUUGUUGUGCGUUGAAUGAGCGACACUUCUUCCUUUAAACCGACGAGUGUUUGGAGUUUCUCAUGACAGGAGUGUUUCUGCGUCUCACCUCAAAUCACGAUGUUUAAUUUCCACAAGCCUAAGAUGUACCGGAGCAUCGAUGGCUGCUGCAUCUGCAGAGCCAAGUCGUCCAGCUCACGCUUCACCGACAGCAACCGCUACGAGAUGAACUUCAAGAGUUGCUUCGGGUUGGGUGAAAUGCGUUGUGGGGACAUCUGUAACGCCUGUGUCCUCCUGGUAAAGAGAUGGAAAAAGCUUCCAGCUGGAUCCAAGAAGGACUGGAAUCAUGUGGUUGAUGCAAAAGCCGGAUCGAGCAUGAAGGCAACACUGAGGACGAAGAAGAUCAAGAAGAAGCUGAGGCCGAAACAGAUCAGUCGGGUGCAGAGCGAGCUCAAGAGAAACAACUCGGACGCACACAGCACCACCUCCAGCGCUUCACCUGCACAAUCCCCCACCUACAGCAACCAAUCAGACGAAGGCUCUGACAUGGAGCUUUCCCAUGGCUCCGCCCCUUCCCAGGCCUUCUCCUUUCUGGACCUCACCUACUGGAAAAGACAAAAAGUGUGCUGUGGCAUCGUGUAUAAAGGUCGCUACGGAGAAAUCAUCAUCGAUCCCCACCUGUUCAAACCCUGUUGUCAGAGGAAGCCAGACCUGCAGGUGGAGGAGGAGAUGGGAGGGGGGGAGAUCGUAGAGAAGGACCUGCAGCCGCAGCAACAAGAGGAGGGGGAGGAAAGUGGAGAGAUGGCAGAGAAGGACCUGCAGCAGCAGCAGGAGGAGAUGGAAGGAGGGAAGAUAACAGGAAAGGAGGAGAAUGCAGAACAGGAUGAAGGACAGGACGUGAGUGUGAGUGCAUUGAUGCCUCCAGUAUCCACACACGAGGUGGAGGAGGAGAAGGAGGAGCUGAGUGAAGAAGCCCGGUGAUGGCAGCAAAGGGUCGGUAAAGUCUUCCUCAAGGACCAAAAGUACAAGACACUGAUGUAUAAGACUCGACCAAACACUGAAACACACUCGCGCUCUGCGGCUGCUGCUGACUAGAAGUUUAACCAUGGAGUCAGGUUUGGCUGUUUGAUACCAAGAGGGAAAUAUGAAGGCUGCAACUAUUUAGCAAUUCAUCUUCAAGGUGAUCGAAAGACAAAAUAAUGAACUGAGGUCGUCAAAACUUACAACACUUGGAUACUUUUCAAUACCACAUGAUCUAAAAUAAUGCAACCUGUUAUUUUAACGGCUGAAAGUCAUAAACUGUAGAAGCUUUAAUAUUAAAAGUCAUAUGUUUAACCAAAAGCUGCCACGAACUAGAGAGAGAGAGCACUUUCUAAAUUUCACUGACAUGUUGGCAACGUUUAGGUACUUAAACGUUGCCAAUGUUUUUAUGCAAUUUAGACAAAUUAAAAUAAAAACCAUUUAACAAAGCCGUGUCGGUCUUACAGCGGCCGUUGUAAACCACGCUUCAUGCAAGUUCUCCCGAGAGUACAGCAAGUGCUUUUCUGCAACGUAAAAAAACACUAGGUGGACACGGGGCCUUAGCCUGCAAUUUAUGUUCUUCAUAAACGAGUAAAAAAAACAGUAUUGGUUGCCUUGGACUUCUAUUUUUUUGUUGCUGCGCCAUCAAAACAGUUUGAUUUUUCCCUUGUAUCCUAUCCAAGUUUGAAAACAUGUUGCCAUGACAACCCCAUCACCAGCUAUUUGUAAGAUUGGUGAAACAUUUCAGUACUUUUUCAAGUCAUGCGCGCUCUUGAGAAGCUGUUUAAAAUCAUCAUUAUUUUCCCUUUUUUGACAUCUUUCUGCUCAUGAAUGUCAGAUCUAUCGGUAAAGAUCACAACUUUUAGUCGCAGCCCUGCCUCUAUUCCCCCCCCCCC